Molecule: messenger RNA, 1137 nt
Organism: Penicillium odoratum
Lineage: Eukaryota; Fungi; Ascomycota; Eurotiomycetes; Eurotiales; Aspergillaceae
Product: MOSC domain-containing protein
Exons: 1
Coding region: 1-1137 (378 amino acids)
Molecular function (GO): catalytic activity; molybdenum ion binding; pyridoxal phosphate binding
Source: RefSeq, a predicted model, not a curated record
AUGAUUGAGACAGUACCUGCAGCAUCUGUACUGGUCCUAGGACUGGUGAUUCUACUCCCAGUCCUCCUCUUUCUCUUUCCUCAACUAAAAGCAUGGAUCCAUAAAUCAUCGUUGGCAAGCUUGCUGCCUCACCUGCGUCUCUGGAAUCGACGCCCCAAACAAUCCAGUGAGAUUAUAUCACUGCGCAUGUACCCAAUUAAGUCCUGCCGUGGCUUUGAAGUGCAGCAAACCACCCUCAAAGAGCAUGGACUUGACCUCGACCGGCGCUGGAUGCUCGUCGACGCCUCAACAAACGAAUUCCUGACCAUCCGCCAAAUCCCCAACAUGACCCGCAUUAGGACCGGGCUCAGCGCAGAUGGUGAGGAUCUGAUCGUGACAAUUCCAAGUCCAACUUCAGAAUCGACUCAUCAAUCCGACACUGGCCCUGAUUCCACCAAAAUAGUUCGCAUUCCAGCCCACCCCACUCAAGAAUGGCUACAGACCCACACCACCAUAGCUCCCGUCAAAAUCUGGGACAAUGACACAGAUGGAUACAUUUACAGCGAUGAAAUCAAUGCCCCGUUCUCGGCCUUUAUGGGCCGCCCCGUCGCACUAGCCUACAAGGGUCCAACGCCUCGUAAUCUCAAAGGCAAUGGCGCACCCAGCCUACUAGGCCGUAUCCAAUCAACCGGGUUCCCAGACGUUUUCCCAAUCCUCAUCGCAUCAGAAGCCUCUCUUGCUGAAUUGAACACUCGUCUUAGCCUCAAAGGCGAGGAACCCAUCACCGUCGAACGAUUCCGACCGAAUAUAGUUGUCCGAGGAGAAACAGCCUGGAGCGAAGAUUCCUGGAAAUUAGUCCGGAUCACAGCUGGAAAUGGACAAGCCGACAAGACGGUGACCCAGACACCGCUGGAUUUGGAUAUCGUGGCGCGUUGCGCAAGAUGUCAGGUCCCGAAUGUGGAUCCUGAGUCGGCGAAUAAGCAUAAGAAGCAGCCGUGGGAUACACUCGUUUCGUAUCGCAGAGUUGAUGCAGGGAUCAAGUAUAAGCCUUGUUUUGGAAUGUUGAGUGCACCGCGGCAUGAGGGAAUUGUUGAGGUUGGGAUGCGGUUAGAGGUCUUGGAGGAGACGACUGAACAUCGGUAUAUUACUGGAUUCUAG